This is a messenger RNA of Misgurnus anguillicaudatus (oriental weatherfish), 2661 nucleotides long. It is a transcript of the gene hs6st1a, whose product is annotated as heparan sulfate 6-O-sulfotransferase 1a. The record is from RefSeq and is a predicted model, not a curated record. Gene Ontology annotation, cellular component: membrane. NCBI's taxonomy places the organism in Eukaryota, Metazoa, Chordata, Actinopteri, Cypriniformes, Cobitidae. Gene Ontology annotation, molecular function: heparan sulfate 6-sulfotransferase activity.
CGUGUGUUGUGAAAGUGGGUGUCGCUGUGCACGCUGUUGGAGGAGCUUCACAUCGAUGUGUCGAGGACUUUAAACGUACCGUAGUCUGCAAACACACCGUGUCACGCAGUGGCAAAGAGAGAGAGUGAGAUUGCGCCGGAUCCCGCGCUGCAAUACUUCUGAUACAAUGCAUCCAACCGCUUACUGUCCGAUACAAUGUAUCUGAUUAUUUACUUUCACCGCGCGCUGUUCUGACCGCGGUGUGUUUUUAUGGAGAACAGUGUAUCGGCGUCCUAAAAAACAGUGAACCGGGAAAUGGUAACACAUGAACCUUCUCACUGGAAGGAACAUGGUUGAGAGGAGCAGUAAAUUUCUGUUCGUCGUUGUCUGCUCGGUUCUGUUCAUGCUGAUUCUGUAUCAGUACGUGGCCCCGGGGAUGAUGAACUUCGGAUCUCCGCACGGUUACGCGCUGGAGGACGAUGCGGAUCUCUUCCCGACCCCCGAUCCACAUUACGUGAAGAAAUUCUACUUCCCCAUCCGAGAUCUGGAGCGCACUGUGGAUUUUGAAAUCAAAGGGGAUGAUGUGAUCGUCUUUCUUCACAUCCAGAAGACCGGGGGUACCACGUUCGGCAGGCAUCUGGUCCAGAACGUCAGGCUGGAGGUACCGUGCGACUGCAGACCCGGUCAGAAGAAGUGUACCUGUUACCGACCCAAUAGGAAAGAGACGUGGCUCUUCUCGCGGUUCUCCACCGGUUGGAGUUGUGGCUUACAUGCGGACUGGACCGAACUCACCAACUGCGUACCGGGUGUUUUGAAUAAAAAGGAGAACAGGAUGAAAAACCAAAGGAAGUUCUACUACAUCACUCUGUUACGAGACCCCGUGUCUCGCUACCUGAGUGAGUGGAGGCACGUCCAGCGCGGAGCCACGUGGAAAACCUCCCUGCACAUGUGUGACGGGCGAACGCCCACGCCCGAGGAGCUGCCGCCCUGCUACGACGGCACCGAUUGGUCGGGCUGCACGUUGCAGCAGUUCAUGGACUGUCCGUACAACCUGGCGAACAACCGUCAGGUGCGCAUGCUGGCCGACCUCAGCCUGGUUGGCUGCUACAACAUGUCCUUCAUCCCGGAGAAGAAGCGUGCCCAGGUAUUGCUUGAGUCGGCCAAAAAGAACCUGCGAGACAUGGCCUUCUUCGGUUUGACCGAAUUCCAGCGCAAAACGCAGUACUUGUUCGAACGGACCUUCCGGCUCAAGUUCAUCCGUCCUUUCAUGCAGUACAACAGCACGCGGGCCGCCGGCGUGGACCUGGACAACGACACGAUCCAACGUAUCGAGGAGCUGAACGACUUGGACAUGCAGUUGUACGACUACGCCAGGGAUCUUUUUCAGCAACGGUACAUGUACAAGCGGCAAAUCGAACGAAGGGAGCAACGUCUAAAAAACCAGCCCCUCUUUCAUUUUCGCCGGACGCCCUACGACGACCCUACUUCCAGGGACGACGGGCCCGAGUCGGAAGGUUCGCGCUUGCCCACGGAGGACUAUAUGAAUCACAUCAUUAACCGUUGGUAGCAGUGUCGGGGGGAGGGGGAUGGAAAACCCAUGAGGAAGAGGCUGCGGUCCCCAGGUCAGGUCAUGAGGGAGAAGAACACAGAGAUGGAGAAAGAGACAGAUCUUUAGCGCCACCAUCUUGUCCUUUGACGUGUCAUACGGCCCUCCCCCCUACUGUUGCGCUUUAGGAUGUCCUUAUGAGGACUAGAAAAGCAGGAAACGGUGCCGAGCAAUCGUGUGCCUGAUGUCAGAAAUGUGACUGAAUAACUUAAAGCACUGAGCCUGGACUUAGAUACUUAAAGUGGGUAUGAUCACCCAUUGAAGAAACAAGCAUAAAACAUAGAUUAUGGCAAUUAUAUUCACUGCAGAUUUUAAAGAAUGAACAGAAUUGAAUUGUAUAGAGGUACAGUAUUUGCCUAAAUGUCUGCCGCCAUUUCAGCCAUGAAUUUGUGACGAUGUCUCUUUUUUGUUUGUUUAAUACAGUCUUAUUUCUUUUCAUUGUGUUUUUUUUUUAAGGAAUUUUAUCGUCACUUAAAGAGGUAAACUCACAGCACUGAAACCAACAGAGCUGCCUAACUCUUACUGGAUGCAAUUUAUUAGCUUUUCAUAAUCGGUGAUGACUUGAAAAGGUUUGUUCUGUUGGUUUUUAUUCAUUUUAAUGGACAAAAAGACAGCGCUUGGACCAUAGCCAUUUUUUAAGCUUUCAGCAUACCGUACGAGAAACCGGUGAGCUAAGUGUACUAAUAUAAUCUUACCGAUUGUGAGAUAUUUAAUGCGUCCGAUCCGGCAGGCGUCUUACGCGAUGCUAUUGGCCGAGACAAAUUCUAGGUUGUCAUGACAUCAAGCUCACGCUGCGUCUCAGUAGCUGAUUUAUCUUAUGCUUAAAAUGGAAGCUCGUGGAGACCCAAAGAGGAAAUUGUGUCUUAUUUUACACUUAGUGGGGAGGAUUCUGUGUUUCUAAGCGGGAAGAAGCUGUAUGCUAUAUGGAUAUGAGACUUUGUAAUGACGCCUGUAUGUCAGUCAAUAACAGGAGCGUCGUGAAGUUGCAUAUGAAUGUGAGAGACUGAGAGAGUGCUUACGAAAACCCAAAAGCUGAAGAUGGCAAACGCAGCCUUUAUAAAUGUCACUAUCAUUCC